CAAUUAUUGGGCAUCGCAAAUGGUUAUCAAACUGUUGCUGGCUAGUUAAGAGCCAGGCGGUGGCGGCAUCGCAUGCCAAUGUUGAUCAUGAUCUCGUAGCGGUAAAUAAGCUAAAAUAUAUAAAUACAAGUAUAUAUGCCACAAACAAAGAAAUCGUGUUGGUCGAAAUCAAAAUAAAUGUUUAUCAAACAAUGAAAACGUGAAAAUUUGUAGUAAAAAAACGGGUAUUGUGUAAUUAGUAGCGACAAGAUGAACAAAACCAUCUUGCACUGGAGCUAUUUAAAUUUUAAGGAUGUCCCCAUGGACUUGUUUUUGUACGAGGAUUUGGAGGAAGUGUAUCUCAAAGAGAACUAUAUAUCUGUUAUACCCAAAUGGCUGUUGAACAUAACAACGUUGAAAUUUAUACACCUGGCCGGAAAUAAUCUGACCGAAUUACCUGUUGAUAUCUACAUGUUAGAGAACCUCGAAUUCUUGGAUGUAUCGAACAAUGAAUUGCGUGAGCUGCCCAAUACUCUGGGCCUGUUGUUGCAUCUGCAGCAAUUAAAUGUGAGCGGUAAUCAGUUAACGGAGUUGCCUGCAGAGCUGAGCACCAUGCGCAAUCUAGAACAUCUCAAUAUAUCCAAGAAUCAGCUAAAACGUCUGCCCAUACAGCUAAGCGAAUGUCUGCGUCUUAAUGAACUGAAUGUGAGCGACAAUGCGGAGCUACUCCAUAUACCUGAGCGAAUUGCCAAUCUGCCUAUGCUGCAGUCUCUUGCCGCAGAUCGUUGUGCCCUCAUCUAUCUGCCGGCUGCACUGUCCAAAUUCAUGAAUCACGUCCGAAUCUUUCACAACACGGCUAUCAAUUACAUACCCAUGGUAUAUGAGCGCUUUUAUCAAAGCUUCUACGACAACAGACAGAAAGUAACACCCAUGCCCAUUUCUCCUAAAGGCUUGUUUUGGAUCCGUGAACUGGAGACAAAUAGUCGCCUACUGCUGCCUGUGGGCACACGUAAAGUCUACCCUGUACCCUCGGCAGAAAACCAAGUUACCCUCUACGAUGACUGCUUACAUGCAUUGCAGAGUCUAAACAGGCAUCUUCCCGUUUAUGAGAACACGGCACUACAUCGCUUGCUGCCAGAGCCAUAUAUGAGCGCUCACAUUAUAAAUGGACCUAUUGCGCGAUGUACUACGACCAACUGUUCCAGCUGCUUGUAUACCACGUACUACUUCAUGGUGGUGAAACGACGCGGCAGCAGCUCCAAGCAACUUUUCACAUGCAACUUCUGCACCCAGUACUGUGCCCUGCAAUGGCUUAGCAGCAAUGUUAAGAAAUAUUAUCAAUUAGAUUGGAAAAUUUCAAGCGAUAACGAUGUUGACAGCAUUUCAGAAUGAGGUUAUGUUUUCAAAUUAAAUCCUGUAUAAACUCUACAUAGCCAUACUACUUGUAUAUAACUAUGUACCAUCUAAAUUAUACGUAAACAAUGCUUAAUCAUUACAAAAAUA
Messenger RNA from Scaptodrosophila lebanonensis, 1482 nucleotides. RefSeq names its product protein lap1. The coding region runs from base 250 to 1371 and encodes 373 amino acids. The transcript has 5 exons. NCBI's taxonomy places the organism in Eukaryota, Metazoa, Arthropoda, Insecta, Diptera, Drosophilidae. The record is from RefSeq and is a predicted model, not a curated record. Gene Ontology annotation, molecular function: protein binding.